Molecule: messenger RNA, 1659 nt
Organism: Apiotrichum porosum
Lineage: Eukaryota; Fungi; Basidiomycota; Tremellomycetes; Trichosporonales; Trichosporonaceae
Exons: 3
Coding region: 1-1659 (552 amino acids)
Biological process (GO): biosynthetic process
Molecular function (GO): pyridoxal phosphate binding; transaminase activity
Source: RefSeq, a predicted model, not a curated record
AUGACCGCCUCCACCGACGCGAUCGUGAGCAACGGCCACGGCCACAGCUCCAAGGCCACGGCCACCAACGGCACCAGCACCAGCACAGAUGAACGUCCCACCGCCCUCGACCUGAGCCACCACCUGUCCUUGCUUGCACGCUCGCGCCGUGCGUCCCCGCUCAAGGACAUUAUCCGGUACAUGGCGGUGCCGGGCAUCAUUUCGCUGGCUGGCGGUCUUCCUCCCGCCGCGUACUUUCCCUUCCACUCGGUGUCGGCGUCGGCGUACCCAGCCUCGACGGUCCUCGACCCCGAGACAGGAACCCCGCCGGCCGACUCGGUCGAGGUCGUGAUCCCCCGCCACAAGACGUCUGACACGGCGUUUGAUAUCGCAGGCGGCCUGCAGUACACCGGUGGCAGUGGUCUGGCCAAGUUUGCCGAGCUGUGCAAGGACCUGACGGAACGCAUGUGGGAGCCCGUGUACUCGGACUGGGACAUUCUUGUCAACUCGGGUGGUACCGACGCGUGGACAAAGGUCAUUACAAUGCUCCUGGAACGCGGCGAGUAUGUCAUCACCGAAACGCAGGUGUAUCCCUCUGCUCAGGCGAGCUUCAUUCCCAUGGGUGUGACUGCGUUCCCCAUUGAAGAUGAUGGAGAGGGCAUGCGUGCCGACGCACUGGAGGCGGCUCUUGCAGGCUGGGACGAGUCGCGCGGCCGCCGUCCCCGUGUCAUGUACCUUGUUCCCGUUGGCCAGAACCCACUGGGCACGACAAUGGGCGCUCAGCGUCGCCAGGCCAUCUACGACGUCUGCGUCAAGUACGAUGUCGUGAUCAUUGAGGAUGACCCGUACACUGUUCUCCAGUUUGAGCCAUGGGUGGUGGGCUCCAAGAGCCACCCGCCAGUCCCGGCCAAGACCAACGAGGAUGUCGCCGCCUUCCUGGACAGCAUGGUCAAGAGUUUCUUGACCAUUGACGUGCAGGGUCGCGUGAUUCGUCUGGACACCUUCUCCAAGACGCUCGCUCCCGGUGCACGCCUGGGUUGGUUCACAGGCAGCAAGAUGUUCAUUGAGCGUCUGCUCCGUGGUACCGAGGUUCAAACACAGAUGCCCUCGGGUAUCUCCUCUGUUGUCAUUGGCGAGCUGCUCAACAAGUGGGGUCUCGACGGCUACCUCCUCUGGAUCACCAACCUGCGCGAGCAGUACCGCGUGCGAAGGGACUGGAUGCUGGACGCCCUCUCUGCGUCCUUUGACCUCGUGCCCGCCGAGAGCACCAAUGUCGCCGGUGCCAUCGGCCUGGUCGCCUACCCCAAGGGCCAGGCCCACACCGGCCCUGCGCUCAUGUCGUUUGUUCCCCCCACCGGCGGCAUGUUCGUGUGGUGCCGCAUGUACUACCGCACGCACCCGCAGUUCGCGUCCUUUGCGGCCAGCUACAAGCCCGAGCACCCAGAGGACGGCGACGCGACCCAGGCGUUUGAGGCCAAGUUCUGGGUCCGUCUCGUCGAGGCAUUGGUGCUCCUCACCCCCGGAUGGUACUUUACCGCCUUUGAAGGCGAGGGCGUCUCAAGCUAUGGCCAGCCUGGCGUCGGCGCCUUCCGUCUCGCAUUCUCGUUUGAGCCCAAGGACCUCCAGGAGGAGGGUAUCCGUCGUAUGGCACGUGUGAUGACCGAGGAGUGGUGCGCGUAG